Molecule: messenger RNA, 3840 nt
Organism: Leguminivora glycinivorella
Lineage: Eukaryota; Metazoa; Arthropoda; Insecta; Lepidoptera; Tortricidae
Gene: armi
Product: probable RNA helicase armi
Exons: 6
Coding region: 388-3777 (1129 amino acids)
Molecular function (GO): helicase activity
Source: RefSeq, a predicted model, not a curated record
GUACCCAACGUAACCUCUGCUUCUGCUCUGAUUACUGACUUUGUUUUUGUUUCCAGCAGAAAUAACGAAUGAGAAAAAGUUAAUCUAAUCGAAAUCGAUCGGAAGUAAUGUCUACAUCGAGUAACAACUCCCAGUCUGCAUAUUCUCCGUCGGAACCCGAAACUCCUCAAGGCACAGCAAAGAGUCGUAUCCAAGCACUGGAUCAAUCUCUAAACAAUGUAGAUGUUAGUAACAGCAACUGCUCAGAGACAUCGGUAAAAGAAAAAGAAAUGCAUCAAAAACGGAUUCAAGCUCUAAGAAAAGAACUUGAAUACAUAAAGGUGACUGAAUGGGCCUUUGAUUACGAUAAAGGAUUCAUUCAAUAACUAAAUUCAACCAAAAGUAAACAUGUUGUCCUAUGUGUUAUCUUUCUUCAAUAACUUGUUUUCUAAAGAACCCGAAGAGGAUGAUUAUUCAAAAGAAAGUUUUUUAGCUGAUCAACUAUUAGAUAUAGAAUCGUUAAAAGAAGAAUUAAAGGAUGACAUUGAACCGGAAAGUCAGGAGAUACCAAGAAAUGUGGCAUGUUUCCAGAGAACAGGUCUAGUAACAUAUACAGGUGACAACAACUACAUUCUCAUAGACGGGAGCCUCUAUUUUGAUAUAUCAAAUUCACCCUUAAUAUUCAGUGUUAAUGACAAGGUGCUAUACCUUGGCUACGAGGAUGAAAAUGAAGCUAUCAAAGUAGUGCGAGUCCUAGAGAACUAUGGACCGUUCUGGGGUGAUUCCAUGGAUAUUGAAGAAGAUAAGUUCAAAGUCAUAGAACAUGUAAUAAUAGGGGAAGUUGGGUACAGGGAGGAGAGACUGGUGUAUUUGAAGGAUAAUGAUCUGAAAUUCAGUCUUGACGAGGUGGAGGCGAAUUUUAUACCUAUGACUGGGGACUGGCUGGAGCUGAGUUGUACCGUGCAGUACAAUGAUGAUAAGCCUGCUGAUAUUUCUGCUACUCAGGUGCUGAAAGUUCUUUCACUCAAGCCAUUGCGAAGUAAAGUAAAAAGCACUGUAGUCACCAGCUGGAAUGGGGACUCUGGGACUUGUGACAGGCAGUUCUUCUUCAAUAAGCAGUCUGUGCAGAAUGGUAGCAUGCCUCAAGUAGGAGCCAAGGUCAUGGUAGAAACAAUAGAAAGCAAUCAGGGAGCUUGCACAUGGAGGGUAACAAAAAUGAUGAUUAUAGAAAGUAGCCCUGUCCAUCAAAACAACAAUGACAACAAGCCUCCUGAGGAAAACAUUACACUGGAACUGGAGAAAGAAAAGAGAAUCUCAGUAACAUAUCCACUUGUCUUUGAGAAUGUGGACUUUCACCAAAGUGAGAAUAUAAAUUUAGUAAUCACAAACAACAGUGACCAAAGUUAUUUCCUCAAUAAGUGGAUCAUGCUUAGCAAACGGAGGGAUUCCCAAAUUGAAGUCAAACCCUUUCUCACGCGCCCAAUGAAGAUUUAUCCCGGGCGCACAGUUUCAUUCACCAUCACCUGCUACCCAAAGUUGCUGGGAAGCAGCAAAGAAUGCUUGAUAUUCAUGUUCAAUGGGUUCCAAGUAAAGAGAUUCAUUAACAUCAAUGUUGUAGACAACAAUAUGAAACAAAUCAAUAACAAUGGAUUUAUAAAUGACUCUGGAUUUAAGUCCGAACAAGAAAAGAUUGAUGGAAUGAAAGACGUGAGGAGGUAUAAAGACAGGGGUUUUAUCCCCGGUGUAAAGCCUCUCAGAGCUCCAAAUUUCGUACCAGUUAGACUGGGGUCUUUCCCAAUACCGGACAAAGUGUGGGCGGUUGUUUUAGGAAACUCUGACCAAACUGUGUAUGGCAAUGAUUACGACAAGAUAUUGGACAGGAUAGAAAUGGCCUUACCCUGCUUAUGCCAAGAAUUGAACAUUACUAACUACCUCGACAGAUGGCAUACAUUGCUAUACAUGGAGGAAAUACAAGCAAAUAUCUGUAUGAGAGUGUAUGACAUGCCUAAAGUGUACUUGAUUCACUGUCAGGAAUAUUUGGGAAUAGAAAUAAAAGGGCUAUGUGAAAGAAGACCAAGCUUGAUAAAAGGUGACAGAGUGAUUGUUAAAGAUACUUGGAGCUCGACACAAUUUGAAGGUUACAUUCAUGUAGUCAGAGGGGAUUUGGUUUUGCUCAAGUUCAGUCCUCAAUUCCAUGAGACUUAUUCAGGAAGUGACGUUUCUGUUGAAUUCCAUUUUAAUAGAUCUGUAUAUAGAAGAGCUCAUCAAGCUCUUAAUUUAGCUAUUUCGAAUCUUGGCCCUGACAUACUAUUUCCAUCGCGUCUGGUGACUCGCCCGCAGCAGGUGUCACCUCAUGAUAUUGGCAGCAUCAAGUGGUUUAACAAAUUCCUUAACCCUGGACAAAAAGCUGCAGUCACAAACAUUUUAUUGGGAGAAUGUCGUCCCUUGCCAUACUGCAUUUAUGGACCUCCUGGAACGGGAAAAACAAUCACAGUGAUUGAAGCGAUUCUACAAAUAAUCACCGUCAUACCGGACAGCAGGAUUCUGGUUGCGACGCCUUCAAACAGUGCAGCUAAUCUUAUCACGGAAAGACUAAUUGAAUAUAGAGACCGUUUCUCUGGAUCCAUGAUUAGACUUAUAGCCAACUAUCUCCUUGAUUCUGAAAACUUACCUGAUGUUAUAAAGCCCUUUUGUGCUACGAUGGACAUAGCGAGGGAGGAAACCUCUAAGCCAAAUUAUCAAGUCAGGAAAGAUGGAGUGAACCUGAAUUGCCAAACAUCUUUCAUCGGGAGACAUCGCGUGACUAUCGGUACUUGUUUCUGCCUUGGGACGCUUGCGCAGAUGGGGUUACCUCGCGGACAUUUCACUCAUAUCAUCGUUGAUGAAGCAGGACAGGCAACCGAGCCAGAAAUUAUGAUACCCCUGACUUUUACUGACAAAGAAAACGGCCAAAUCAUUCUUGCUGGGGAUCCACAACAGUUAGGACCUGUGAUAUUAUCGAAAUAUUGCACGGAAUUUAACAUGAAUGAGUCAUAUUUGUCUCGGAUUUUGGAGACUUUCCCAUACCAAAGAGAUUUCGUGGCCUAUGAAGAUGGAUUUAAUAAGAAGCUGGUUACCAAAUUGAACUACAACUACAGGUCUUUAGAAGAAGUCUUAAUGCUGCCGAGUGAGAUGUUUUAUGAUGCCUCCCUCGUGCCUAAGAUGGGCAGAGAUGAAGCAUGGAUCUCUGAUACAAUAAACACUGUUUCGGAAGUCUUCGAUUCAUCGGAGAGAACUGAGGGUGGUGUAUUCGUAUUCGGCAUUAAAGGCGUGAACGCCAGGGCUGAAGAUAGUCCUUCGUGGUUCAAUCGCGAAGAGGCAGCCAUGGUGGCUCUGAUGACAUGCAAACUUUACAAGAGAAAUGUCACACCUGAUGAUAUUGGGAUCAUCACACCUUAUAUAGCCCAGACAAAGUACUUCCGAGUGCUUUUCGAGUCAAUGGGACUACCUCAGCCGAAAAUUGGAACCGUCGAAGAAUUCCAGGGACAAGAAAGGAAAAUCAUACUCAUAUCAACAGUAAGAUCAACAGAGGCUUAUUUAAUGGACGACCGAAAACAUGCGCUUGGUUUCGUCCAAAAUCCGAAAAGACUGAACGUGGCUUUGACCAGAGCUCAAAUCGCCGUCAUUCUAUUUUGUAACCCUCAUCUGUUGUGUACAGAUCCGCUAUGGGGCAAAGUUGUCAGACAAGCAGUAAAAGAAGACAAGUAUAAGGGAUGUGAUUUACCUUACGAUUUGGAGACUGUAAAUGCUGCCGUAUAAUUACUGUGCUAAGAGCGUGUGUAUUAGACAUUAAUAAAUAAGUGAAAUACCUAAUCAAGUGUA